AUGGAAGCUGAGAAGCAAGGUUCAUUGUGUGCAACAACAUAACCCAUCUAGCUUAAGUACAGAUUCAAAUGAGGUAUGCCUGUUCUGUUGCCAUUGGUAAAGUGAGGCUCUUCUUGGCCAGGUUAAUAGGCCUAGCUAUCAGCUGGUGUGGCCCUGAGACCCUGACAGUCUAACACAGACACUCACCCAUAAUCCUUCACUGUGUUGCCCUCACCUCUCUCCCUCUCUCUAUAGCUCCCUCUCAUAAUCCUGCUAUUUAGCGGUCAGGUACAGGUUGAGCCAGUGUAAGACCUGAAUAAGAUAACUGCUUACAUAAUGCUUGGUACAUUAGGUAUGUAAUGAUGUAGGCCCUUCAACACACACCCUGUCCAGUGCUGAGUGCCAUCAUGUACUCCCCCUUCACAAAGGUGGUGACCCUUGUGGCCUAAAUAAUUAUCGCCCUAUUUCUAAACUUUCUUGCCUAGCUAACAUGUUAGAAUCCUUGAUUAAUUCUCAGCUAAGAUCUUUCUUAUCUUUGAAAUGUAUUCUAAAAUGUACAUCAGUCGGGUUUUAGACCAGGUCAUAGCGCUAUCUCUGCUGCUUCUCUAGUUAUAAAUGUUGUGGUUAACUGUAUGGAUAAAAGGCAACAUUGUGCUGCCCUAUUCAUUGACCUGUCAAAGGCUUUCGAUACUGUUGAUCACUCACUUCUAAUUCUGAGGUUUUCCUCAAUUGGCCUAGACCAGGCUGCAUGUAACUGGUUUAAAAAUUACUUGACAGAUAGAACUCAAUGUGUAUCUACUGAUGGUGUUAAAUUAGGUUUUCUGGAUAUCACGAAAGGUGUCCCGCAGGGGUCGAUUCUGGGUCCUGUACUUUUUACAUGAACAAUAUCGACUUGUCUGUAACAAAAGUGUAACCUGCACUGUAUGCCGAUGAUACUGUUGUGUAUGCUAUUGCCUCCACGGUUGACCAGACUCUAUCUGAACUACAUUCUGCCUUCAUUGUAUCACAGAAAAACAUUAUUGAACUGAAAUUAGUAUUGAAUGCAGGAUUAACGAAGUAUAUAUUGUUCUCUACACGCUUAGAAAAAAAGUACUAUCUAGAACCUAAAAGGGUUCUUCGGCUGUCCCCAUAGGAGAACCCUUUGAAAAACCCUUUUUGGUUCCAGGUAGAACCUUUUUGAGUUCCAUGUAGAACCUUUUACACAGAGGGUUCUACAUAGAACCCCAAAGAGUUCUACCUAGGGCUGUGGCGGUCACGAAAUCUCGUCAGCCGGUGAUUGCCAAGCAAAUAACUGUUGGUCUCACGGUAAUUGACUGUGAAUUAACAUAAACACAUUUAACAUCUCCUGGCUUCCACACAUUGCCUACAAGCCACUGAUGCAGACCUUUGGAAAUCUACAUUUAAAAAAGUAUAAUAAAUCCAUGUAAUAUAGCCUACACCUUCACAAUAAAACCGUGAUUUAUUUUAGACAGGUCUAAAGAAACAUGAUAUGAAGAAAAUGUAGUCCAUUUCAGAAGAACAGACUACUAUACUCUGAGACCCCGUGUAGCUCAGUUGGUAGAGCAUGGCGCUUGCAACGGCAGCGUUGUGGGUUCGAUUCCCACGGGGGGCCAGUAUGAAAAAAAAAGGUAUGCACUCACUAACUGUAAGUCGCCCUGGACAAGAGCGUCUGCUAAAAUGACUAAAAUGUCAAAUGUAAAUGUUAGAUCCUUAUCUGGCUAUGGCUGUGGGCUACACUAGUUCAUUUAGCAGACAAGAUUUGCUUAGAAUUCUGUGGCAUUAUUUUAUAGUAUGAAGGAAGGAUAUUUUCUACAAAGGAUUUGAGGGAGUGCGCACAUGCGGCUAUUCUGUGAUGAGCGGUUAACAAAGAAAUAGGUAUUCCUAUAUGCUUAAUUUAGAGUUAUUAAUGUAACUUUAGUUUUUCUAAACGUUGGGCAAUUGUUUUUAUUUUCAAUUCAUUGUAAAGCUGCAUGAUCAAAUCAAAUCAAAUUGUAUUUGUCACAUGCGCCGAAUACAACAGGUGUAGACCUUACAGUGAAAUGCUUACUUACAAGCCCUUAACCAACAAUGCAGUUUUAAGAAAGAACACCAAAUAAAAUCACAAACAAAUACAAUAUAAAAUAAUACGAAAUAAAAGUAACAAAUAAUUAAAGAGCAGCAGUAAAAAUAACAAUAGUGAAGCUAUAUACAGGGGGUACUGGUACCGAGUCAAUGUGCGGGGGCACCGGUUAGUCAAGGUAAUUGGGGUAAUAUGUACAUGUAGGUAGAGUUAUUAAAGUGACUAUGCAUAGAUAAUAAACAGAGAGUAGCAGCAGCGUAAAAGAGGGGUGGGGGGGGCAAUGCAAAUAGUCUGGGUAGCCAUUUGAUUAGAUGUUCAGAAGUCUUAUGGCUUGGGGGGUAGACUUGGCGCUACGGUACCGCUUGCCAUGCGGUAGCAGAGAGAACAGUCUAUGACUAGUGUGGCUGGAGUCUUUGACAAUUUUUAGGGCCUUCCUCUGACACUGCCUGUUAUAGAGGUCCUGGAUGGCAGGAAGCUUGGCCCCAGUGAUGUACUGGGCCGUACGCACUACCCUCUGUAGUGCCUUGCGGUCGGAGGCCGAGCAGUUGCCAUACCAGGCAGUGAUGCAACCAGACAGGAUGCUCUCGAUGGUGCAGCUGUAGAAACAUUUGAGGAUCUGAGGACCCAUGCCAAAUCUUUUCAGUCUCCUUAAAGGGAAUAGGUUUUUUCAUGCCCUCCUCACGACUGUCUUGGUGUGCUUGGACCAUGUUAGUUUGUUGGUGAUGUGGACACCAAGGAACUUGAAGCUCCCAACCUGCUCCACUACAGCCCCAUCGAUGAGAAUGGGGGUGUGCUCGGUCCUCUUCUUAUUCCUGUAGUCCACAAUCAUCUCCUUUGUCUUGAUCACGUUGAGGGAGAGGUUGUUGUCCUGGCACCACACGGCCAGGUCUCUGACCUCCUACCUAUAGGCUGUCUCGUCGUUGUCGGUGAUCAGGCCUACCACUGUUGUGUCAUCGGCAAACUUAAUGAUGGUGUAGGAGUCGUGCCUGGCCAUGCAGUCAUGAGUUAACAGGGAGUACAGGAGAGGACUAAACAUGCACCCUUGAGGGGCCCCUGUGUUGAGGAUCAGCGUGGCAGAUGUGUUAUUGCCUACCCUUACCACCUGGGGUCGGCCCGUCAGGAAGUCCAGGAUCCAGUUGCAGAGGGAGGUGUUUAGUCCCAGGGUCCUUACCUUAGUGAUGUGCUUUGAGGGCACUAUGGUGUUGAACGCUAAGCUGUAGUCAACAAACAGCAUUCUCACGUAGGUGUUCCUUUUGUCUAGUUGGGAAAGCGCAGCGUGGAGUGCAAUAGAGAUUGCAUCAUCUGUGGAUCUGUUGGAGCGGUAUCCUUCCCUCCUCUCUUCCAUAAGGUAAUCCCUGGGAGUGGGUGCUUUUAUUUGUCCUGUUACACACAAGUGUGUAAUAGAAAUGUGUUUUUUUUGCACAUUCCCAUGCCCUCUGAGACACCCGCAGGCAAUGGGGUCACGGCCAGGGUCGGCUUUGUAUAGCGCCCCUGGAGCAAUUAGGGCUAAGUGCCUUUCUCAAGGGUACAACAACAUCAUUUGCUUGUUUUUUCACCUUAUCAGCUCCAGUAUUCGAGGCCCAGUGGUCUAACCUCGAGAAUUCCUGCCGCUGAUGUGUAGGUGAUUGAAGCCAAAAAAUUGCUCGUAAUGGAAACAUGUGGCAGAAACUAUUAGGGGAGAACUUGGCAAGAAACUAUUUGGGGGAGAACUUGGCAAGAAAUUAGAAGAAGGUGAGCAAGAAAAUGCAACUUUCAUAUGUUUCCUUUCAGGCUCUUGUCGUGGGAGAUGGUCCGACUCCUUGGACACCUUCCCAGUUAAUCAUACCGUUCUCAAAUGGACCACACAGCCUCUUCCUGUAUGAUGUAAGAAGCUCUGACGUUUAUGUUUGAUGACGAAAUACAAUCACACAACCCUGACAUUCUUUGACCUCUGACUCCAACAACUGCCUCUACACGGCUGAUUGGAAUAGUGUGAUUUCUGAGAUUAAGUUUCAAAAUCUUAUCAAAAUCAAUAACAGAGAUCAUGUCUGAAAUUUGAUUUCUCUGACAGAUGUAACUCUCACUCUCCGUCUCUCUUUCUCUCUUUCCAGUUCCCUCUCGGACAGGUUUUGGGAUCACGGCCCCAUCCACAACAGAGGGCAAAGUCCUCGUGGUAAUCUACGGCCUGCUGGGCUGCUCUGCCACCAUUAUCUUCUUCAACCUUUUCCUGGAGAGGGUCAUCACCAUUUUUGGGCUUCCUCAUGCGAUGGCACCACCGGAAGAGAACACACAACAUCAGGCUAGGGGGCAACGGCAACCAACACGAGGGAGAAGGAGAGGAAAGAGGGGUGGAGGCCCUCUGUGUAUUCGGUCACUCUCAAACUGCCUCCUCAUGCUCCUGGGGGUAUGCUGUACCUACUCCCUUUUCAAUGCCCUGUCUGUCAUCAUCAAACGGGCUGAACUGGAUCCUGAGUCAGCUGAUCCAUCUGCGUAG
Messenger RNA from Coregonus sp. 'balchen', 4511 nucleotides. NCBI's taxonomy places the organism in Eukaryota, Metazoa, Chordata, Actinopteri, Salmoniformes, Salmonidae. The record is from the annotation of a GenBank genome assembly.